AUGACAUAUGACAUUAAAUGACAAAUGGCAACUUUUCAAAAGUGAUAAAAUUGUGCACUUUAGUGAUUUAUAAACUAAUAAAAUAAAAUGAUUUCCGAAAAUUAUUUGAAAAGGGUGAAUCUCACUGCAGAUGUAUACGCUGUUUGUGUUCAACAUGCUUUAACUACCGAAAAACAAGAGAUCAUGGGACUUCUUAUUGGCGAAGUUGACGAGAAAGAGCGCGUUUCAAAUAUAUCCGCAUGCGUUAUAUUACAUAGAAGUGAUAAACAACCUGAUAGAGUUGAAAUAUCACCUGAACAACUUUGUACUGCAUCUAUGCAUGCUGAACAACUUGCUAAAAAACUUAAUAAACCCAUGAGAGUAUUAGGAUGGUAUCAUUCACAUCCACACAUCACUGUUUGGCCCAGUCACGUAGACAUAAGGACUCAGUCAGUGUAUCAAACAAUGGAUCCUUUAUUUGUGGGAUUAAUUUUUUCAGUAUUUCAAUAUGAUACAAGAAAUCACAAAAAUCAAAUUCAAGUAACCUGUUUUCAAGCCUACCAAAAUGGAUCAGAAUUAGAGAGGAGAGAAAUUGCCUUAACUGUAAAGGCUUCUUCAUUUCAAAAUUAUAAUUUAGAAGGAAUUGCCAACCUUACCAAAAUCCUUAUUCAAGAAGAGAUAGACAGUCAUGAAACACAAGAUAAUGAUAUCCAAGAUGAGUUAACAUGUUUACAUAAUGAUGCUUUUAAAACUUUAGCAUUAGUCCACAUUGUUUCUAAGGUAGCACGGCCACUCUGUGACGAUUUGGAAGAAAGAAAAAGAAGUGUCAACCAAAGAAUAAAAGAGUUAGAACAUCUUAAAACGGAACUGAGUAAAGAUUAAGAGAU
Molecule: messenger RNA, 866 nt
Organism: Psylliodes chrysocephalus
Lineage: Eukaryota; Metazoa; Arthropoda; Insecta; Coleoptera; Chrysomelidae
Source: the annotation of a GenBank genome assembly